This is a messenger RNA of Trichosporon asahii var. asahii CBS 2479, 195 nucleotides long. RefSeq lists its product as uncharacterized. The record is from RefSeq and is a predicted model, not a curated record. Lineage: Eukaryota; Fungi; Basidiomycota; Tremellomycetes; Trichosporonales; Trichosporonaceae. The coding region runs from base 1 to 195 and encodes 64 amino acids. The transcript has 2 exons.
AUGGGCUACACCACCUACGGCUACGGCACCGUCGGUCUCUCCAUCUUGACCGUCUACGGUCUCUACCUGCUCCUCACUGGACAGGGAUCCCGCUUCGACUUUGGAAAGUUCCUCCAUGAGACGUCUCCGUACGCCUGGGCGCUUGUUGGUAUUGCGCUCUGUGUCGGUUUCUCGGUCAUCGGCGCGGGAUGGUGA